GCCAUAGACCACACAACAGCUAUCGUUGAAUGUUGAGCAUUGUCCAAAUGUGCGUUCAAGAACGAAUCUGAAGGGCAUUCUUUUGGCAUUCACCGAAAAUUGUGAGGUUAACCAUAUUACGAGCAGAAAUAUAAAUUUGAGUUGUCACAACGAUAAAGUUAUCAGUUAUCACUUUUGUUGAGCUAGAAAUCGACACAAAAUCACCUAACUUUUCCACCAUGUUCAAAUUCGCUGUUGUCAUCUUUGCCGUCAUUGCUUGUGCUGCUGCCAAGCCCGGUUUGAUUGGCGCUCCUUUUGCCUACACUGCCCCAGCAGCUGUUGUUGCCGCCGCUCCAGCUCCUGUCGUCACUGCCACCAGUAGCCAAUAUGUUGCCCGUAACUACAAUGGUAUUGCCACUGCUCCAGUUGUUGCUCCUGUUGCCGCCCCUGUUGUAGCCAAAACUGUUGCUGCUCCUCUCGUUGCCAAGACUUUUGCUGCCCCUGUCGCUGCCGCCUACACUACUCCCGUUGCUGCUCCUGUAGCUGCUGCCUAUGCCGCUCCUUUGGCUUACAGCGCUCCCUUGACUUAUGCCGCAGCUCCUGCUCCAGUUUUGUUGUAAAUGA
Molecule: messenger RNA, 603 nt
Organism: Musca domestica (house fly)
Lineage: Eukaryota; Metazoa; Arthropoda; Insecta; Diptera; Muscidae
Product: larval cuticle protein F1-like
Exons: 2
Coding region: 219-599 (126 amino acids)
Source: RefSeq, a predicted model, not a curated record